Fragaria vesca subsp. vesca is the source of this 823-nucleotide messenger RNA. RefSeq names its product putative germin-like protein 2-2-like. The transcript has 2 exons. NCBI's taxonomy places the organism in Eukaryota, Viridiplantae, Streptophyta, Magnoliopsida, Rosales, Rosaceae. The record is from RefSeq and is a predicted model, not a curated record. The coding region runs from base 1 to 651 and encodes 216 amino acids. Gene Ontology annotation, molecular function: manganese ion binding. Gene Ontology annotation, cellular component: cell wall.
AUGGCAAACCAGAUUGUACUUUUGGCUUUUGUAGCCAUGACAUGUUCUCUGGUCCUUGCUUUCGAGCCUAAACCACUACAAGAUUUCUGCAUUGCUGACACUACUAGCUCAGUAAUAAGAGUGAAUGGCUUGCCUUGCUUGGACUCCAAGCUAGUACAAGCUGACCAUUUCUCCUUUGGAGGACUUCACAUCCCUGGAAACACCUCAAACCCUCUUGGCGUUAAUGUUACCCCAGUCAACGUGGCUCAAAUUCCAGGACUCAACACCCUCGGCAUCUCACUGGCUCGAAUUGACUAUGCACCAGGUGGUGUUACCCCACCUCACACUCAUCCUCGUGCGACUGAGAUUCUGACAGUUGUUAAAGGCAAGCUCUAUGUUGGCUUUGUGACUUCCAACCCAGAGAAUAAGCUCAUCUCAAAGGUCCUCAAGAAAGGUGACGUGUUUGUAUUCCCUGUUGGACUAGUCCACUUCCAGCAAAAUCUGGGAUCUGGAACAGCCAUUUCGCAGUCUUCUUUGAGCAGCCAAAACCCUGGAGUCAUCACUGUUGCAAACUCAGUUUUUGGACCCAAUCCCUCAAUUUCAGAUGAUGUUCUGGCCAAGGCUUUCCAAGUUGACAAAUCCAUUAUCAGCAGUCUGCAGGCACAAUUUUAGAUAAUUUCUGUGGAAGAGUUUCUGAUUCAUGUCGCCCUCUCCGUAAUUAGUCUGAAGAAGAGUUUCUGAUUCAUGAUCAGGGCUAUUCAUUUGCAUCAUGUGUGUUAGACUUGUAGAAUUGUGUGCUAAGAUCAAUUGUGAUAUGCAUAUUGUGAAUUACAUUUAUUGAAGU